AGGAAGGAAGGAAGGAAAGAAGACCUGGAGAUAAAACUAAAAGUGAACACUGCUUCUCUUGGGUUCUGGGAUGAGUUCUGGACCUCUCCCCAGGAUGAAACUUCAGACAUUUUGGGUGUUUUUUUGAAGACCACAAUAACAAAGGUGCAUUCUCAAGUAGAAAAGUUUGGAUUGGAUCAAAAAUGAAUCUCAUCCAACACUCCCACUUACCUGCUGCGGAUGAAUUUUCUCUUUCUGACAAUUUAUUUGGUGUACUAACAGAGCCAACAACAGGUCCUCUGGGGCAGAACCUAGAAGUGGAAUCAUACUCACAAUACAACAACAUUCAGUUUCCUCAAGUUCAACCACAGAUUUCCUCCUCAUCCUAUUAUUCCAGCCUGGGUUUCUACCCCCAGCAGCCUGAAGAGUGGUACUCUCCUGGACUAUAUGAACUCAAGCCACUGCCCACUGAGACCCUCUACCAGGGAGAGACUGAGGUAGCAGAGAUUCCUGUGACAAAGAAGGCUCGAAUGGGCACGUCAGCCGGGAGAAUAAAAGGAGACGAGCUAUGUGUUGUUUGUGGAGACAGAGCAUCCGGAUACCAUUAUAACGCACUAACCUGUGAGGGGUGCAAAGGUUUCUUCAGGAGAAGCAUCACCAAAAAUGCCGUGUACAAGUGUAAAAACGGAGGCAACUGUGUGAUGGACAUGUACAUGCGAAGAAAGUGCCAGGAGUGCCGACUAAGGAAAUGCAAAGAGAUGGGAAUGUUGGCUGAAUGUAUGUAUAGAGGCUUGUUAACUGAAAUUCAGUGUAAAUCCAAACGACUGAGAAAAAACGUGAAGCAGCAUGCAGAUCAGACCGUUCAUGAAGACAGCGAAGGGCGUGACCUGCGACAAGUGACCUCGACCACUAAGUCAUGCAGGGAGAAAACUGAACUCACCCUGGAUCAACAGAAUCUUCUACAUUAUAUUAUGGAUUCAUAUAGCAAACAGAGGAUGCCUCAGGAAAUCACAAAUAAAAUUUUAAAAGAAGAAUUCAGUGCAGAAGAAAAUUUUCUCAUUUUAACUGAAAUGGCUACCAGUCAUGUACAGAUUCUUGUAGAAUUCACAAAAAAGCUACCAGGAUUUCAGACAUUGGACCAUGAAGAUCAGAUUGCUUUGCUGAAAGGGUCUGCAGUUGAAGCUAUGUUCCUCCGUUCAGCUGAGAUUUUCAAUAAGAAACUUCCAGCUGGGCAUGCUGACCUAUUGGAAGAGAGAAUCCGAAAGAGUGGUAUUUCUGAUGAAUACAUAACGCCGAUGUUUAGUUUUUACAAAAGUGUGGCAGAAUUGAAAAUGACUCAAGAAGAGUAUGCUCUGCUUACAGCAAUUGUUAUUCUCUCUCCAGACAGACAAUACAUAAAGGACAGAGAGGCCGUAGAGAAGCUUCAGGAACCUCUGCUUGACGUGCUGCAGAAGCUGUGCAAGAUCCAUCAGCCUGAGAACCCCCAGCAUUUCGCCUGUCUCCUGGGCCGCCUGACGGAGUUGCGGACAUUCAACCACCACCACGCGGAGAUGCUGAUGUCCUGGCGCGUCAAUGACCACAAGUUCACACCGCUUCUCUGCGAAAUCUGGGAUGUGCAGUGAGGAGCGCCCAGGGGCGGGGCCGGCCCUCUGUUUUCCUCCUGUCAUAAAGCCGAUGCGAAACUUUUCCUUCAUUUCAUUUGUGCCUGGUUUCACACAAGAAUUUUGACGAAUAUUUAUGCAGUAAUUAUAUAACUUCCACAAUUGUAAAUACGGGGCUAGGUAGAAUGACUUUCUCUACUUGUAUUUUACACGGCUUCAGGGAAUCUUUUCUUCUAAUUGGCAUGCCCUGUUUGCCUAACUAAAUCGUUACUUCAAUUCUAUUUGUUGAAAUAGGGAAAAAUCUCAUUUUGCUCUUCAUCUUCCCUUAUUGCAUAUAUUUUAUUAAACAGUUGUGUGCACUUUUGGCAAUAAACUGAACAUAAUGGAAACAGGCUUUUAUUUGAGAACAGAAAUUGAAAAAAUACACAAACUCUUAUUUCUUUAAAAGAUGAAUGACAUCCUAUUGAGCCCAAGGGGAUAAACUACAAAAGGAUAAACUCUCACAAUACUAAUGCUACAUUUUUUCAUCCCUGGUGAAUAUUCAUUCAUUUGUAGUAGCCCUCUGAUCAUUUCAUUUUCUUUGAAGUUCAAAGAGAAUAACAUGCAGAAAAGUUAAUGAUUAUCAUAUAAAAUAUUCCCUAAGCAUAUUAGUUAUGCUUUUAGGGGGACUACUUCCCGUAGUCGGAGUCUUGAGGCAGCAUUUACAAAUUCAGAGUAUGCAGAUAGCUCCAGUGAUGGGACCGCCCUUUUCUCUAUUGAAAGUGCUCACUGUGGGUUUCAGUGCAUAUAAUUAAUCAUUUUGUUUUGUUUGCUUUUGGAAAACACUCCUUCAGCCUGGUGCACAGCUAUUGUAUACUUCCCCCCAAAGCAGGAAUUAGUUCAUUUCCUUCCUUCAUUGUUAUACUGUUGCAUUCUCCCUCCCAUUAUCCUUUGGUGAAUACAAUAAAACACCUUCUAUAAGUAAUGGGCUUAUAUCUCCC
Molecule: messenger RNA, 2560 nt
Organism: Myotis brandtii (Brandt's bat)
Lineage: Eukaryota; Metazoa; Chordata; Mammalia; Chiroptera; Vespertilionidae
Gene: NR1H4
Product: nuclear receptor subfamily 1, group H, member 4
Exons: 10
Coding region: 183-1601 (472 amino acids)
Biological process (GO): negative regulation of transcription by RNA polymerase II; cell differentiation; positive regulation of transcription by RNA polymerase II
Molecular function (GO): bile acid binding; RNA polymerase II cis-regulatory region sequence-specific DNA binding; nuclear receptor activity
Source: RefSeq, a predicted model, not a curated record